AUGACAAAAAGCUGCUCCACACCUGGUCAAGCUUUCAGAACUGUGGCCUUCAGAGAUUGUUUUUUCACUCAUAUAAGAUCACUGUCAUUUCGUGAAUUAAGAGAAUAAAAGAGAGUAGGAUGGUGAAGCAAUCUAGAAACUGUUUAUUGUUGCUUUAUCAGGGUUAGUCCCCCUCGCCGAGUUCAGUUCCUGAUUGAGUAAGUGAAUUACAGGCAAUGUGCCUCCCUUCCUCUUUCAUUCUGCCUCGUUGGCGCCGACUGACACAUCAGGAGAAACCGGAGAAGCUGCUUCUUCAGCCAAGAUGUUCCCGUGCUGUUGGCUGGCUCUGGUGGCUUUAAUCCCUGUGACCCUGAGCACCAAUCCUGGGGUGAAGGUCAAGCUGACCGCAAAAGGCCUUGAAUAUGGCAGACAACUGGGGAUGGCGUCCAUCCAGAAGAAACUCAAAACCAUCAAAGUCCCAGAUAUGUCAGGCACCCAGAAGGUGCCUACCAUUGGCAAGGUCCGGUACAGCUUGACAAAUCUUAAAAUAGUGGAUGUGGGUUUGCCAAAGUCCACGUUGGAUCUGGUACCAGGGACGGGUGUCAGGCUGUCCAUCGAUAAUGCCUUCAUCAGUCUGCACGGAAACUGGAGGGUCAAGUACCUCCGAAUAAUAAAGGACAGUGGCUCUUUCGAUUUGAAGGUCAGUGGUCUCACCAUCACGACAAGCAUCGCCAUCAAGAGCGACGAGACAGGCCGUCCCGUGGUCAGCUCCGUCAACUGCGUGACCGCUGUCGGCAGUGUGAGCAUCAAGUUCCACGGCGGCGCCAGCUGGCUGUACAACCUCUUCAAAAAGUUCAUCGACAAGGCCUUACGAAAAGCACUGGAGAAACAGAUCUGCAAUCUGGUGGCCGAUGUAGUAUCUGAUUUGAACCUUCAGUUGAAAACUCUCAAUGUCGUAGCAAAGGUGGACCAGUACGCAGAUAUUGAAUACUCCAUGGUGUCCGCGCCCACAGUGUCAAAGGCCUCUAUAGAAUUGGGCAUGAAGGGGGAAUUCUACAACACCGGGAAGCACAGGGAGCCUCCGUUUUCCCCCGCUGCCUUUUCCCUGCCGCCCGAGACCAACAACAUGUUGUACAUCGGCUUGUCCGCCUUCACCGCCAACUCGGCGGCCUUCGUCUACAACACAGCCGGAGCCCUCAGCCUGUACAUCACCGAUGACAUGAUCCCACAAGGCUCGCCCAUCCGACUCAACACCAGAACGUUCGGCACCUUCAUCCCACAGAUCGCCAAGCGCUUCCCGGGCCUGAUGAUGAAACUGCUGGUGAGGACGGCGAAAAACCCCGUCGUCACGUUUGAACCCAACAACGCCACGGUGGAUGCCACUUGCACGGUGACGGCCUACGCCAUCCACCCCAACGCCACGCUCUCCCCUCUCUUUGUCCUGAAUUUGGAGACCAGCGUCAGCGCCCGAGUGUUUGUCAGUGGAACGAGGCUGGCCGGAGCUGUCAGCCUGAACAAAAUGGCUCUGACCCUGGAGACAAGCUACGUGGGAGAGUUUCCGGUCAGAGCCCUCGACAGCAUCUUCCAAUUGGUCCUCAAAGUAGUUGUGAUACCUAUACUGAACGUUCAACUUGCAAAGGGAUACCCACUUCCUACACUUGGGAAGAUGAAGCUUGUGAACACUCAGCUUCAGGUCCUGAAGGACUAUGUGCUGAUUGGGACAGAUGUUCAGUUCACGGGUUGAAUGGAAUUUCUGGAAGCUCCCAGGAUUCAUUUCUGCGGUGGGGCACGCCACAAUGAAGAUGCCACAGAGUUCAGCUGACAGUAAACCAUUCGAGAAAAAAAUGAUCUCAGAAAUACAGAUCUCAUGUUUGCAUUUGGAUCUCAAUUUCUUUUUUUAAUCAUAAUUGUUCCUCUCUUUAGACUUGUUUUCCUUUAAAUGUUAACCCAGAGCUGGUUUUCCACAUCAGGAGAGGGGGUUCACUGUUGUCACUUCAAUUAUAUAUUUUUUUAUAAAAUGCUCCUUCCAAAGC
Molecule: messenger RNA, 2012 nt
Organism: Cyclopterus lumpus (lumpfish)
Lineage: Eukaryota; Metazoa; Chordata; Actinopteri; Perciformes; Cyclopteridae
Product: bactericidal permeability-increasing protein-like
Exons: 16
Coding region: 302-1723 (473 amino acids)
Molecular function (GO): lipid binding
Source: RefSeq, a predicted model, not a curated record